AUGUCGUCUGAGAGUUGGCUGGCUGCUGUCGACGCCGUUUACUUUAUACCUGGAAUGGUCUUGUUCGUGGAGACGAUGCACACAUAUUACGCAGAUCGGAUAGAUGGCCAAAGGAUGGAGGUGUUUUGCAAGGCCGCAAAGGCGGAGCUGGACAAUGUUGACCAUUAUUUCUCGCGUCUUCCGCCAGGAUCAGAGGCUUUCCAGAAAGCCGCUACGAUCUACCCGGAGUUACUCACUCAUAUGAAACCCAGAUUUGAGAAUAUAAGACGAGAUGUCAUGGACUCGUUAAAUGUGCUUGUUCCGCUGCUGUAUCGGAAACAAUUCAGUGCUCGUGACUUUCAGCACCCGUCGAUACCAUCUGAGAGUUGGAGGGCUGCUGUCGACGCUAUGUACUACAUACCUGGAAGGAUCAUCUUCCUGGAGGCGAUGCAUGGAUACUAUGCACGAUGCCAGGCAGAUUGCAGUGGCGACUAUGGCAAAAUGCUGCAACACCUUUGCAAGUCCACGUGGGUGGAGCUGGAGAAGGUUGACUACUACUUCUCGCGCAUUCCGCCAGGCUCAGAGGCUUCCUGCAAAGCCGAGAUGCUCCGCCCGGGUUUACUCUCUCAGCUGAGACCCAGAGUAGAGGAUCUGAGACAGCAAAUCACACACCUCGAAGAAAGGUAUAUUCCGUGGUGGAAUCGUAAACAUGGGGACGCACUGAGGCAACAAAAUGGUAAUCAGGACUUAGAGCACUUGCUGCUUUCGAUUGAAACUCUCACUCUGAGAGAAGCGGACAAAGACAGGGUGGAGAAGCGCAUACCAUUGUUCGAGGUCAGCGACCCACAUGGCAAGACUCACAUUGUUCCAUUGUAG
This is a messenger RNA of Sparassis crispa, 855 nucleotides long. RefSeq lists its product as hypothetical. The record is from RefSeq and is a predicted model, not a curated record. Lineage: Eukaryota; Fungi; Basidiomycota; Agaricomycetes; Polyporales; Sparassidaceae. The coding region runs from base 1 to 855 and encodes 284 amino acids. The transcript has 5 exons.